Molecule: messenger RNA, 3770 nt
Organism: Varanus komodoensis (Komodo dragon)
Lineage: Eukaryota; Metazoa; Chordata; Lepidosauria; Squamata; Varanidae
Gene: TDRD12
Product: tudor domain containing 12
Exons: 28
Coding region: 152-3568 (1138 amino acids)
Biological process (GO): germ-line stem cell division; transposable element silencing
Molecular function (GO): ATP binding; metal ion binding; nucleic acid binding
Source: RefSeq, a predicted model, not a curated record
UACAACGCCCAUCCUCCCAUAAAAUAAACGGCGUACAAGUUAGAUUCCGAGCUAGGUCGCAUUCAGACGACUCCACGCUCCCGUCACAGGUAAUACUUGUGAAAGUUGUCAUUCUCUUUGGAAUAAAUGAAAAAGUCAUUGAAGGGAAAAGAUGAUUCAAGUCUUUAUCUUGAAGAUUGAAAAUCCAGACUGCUUCUGGGUCUGCAUAAAAGGAGGUGGAAAGUUUGUGGACAAUGAGAUGGAUUAUCAAAAACUUCAGUCUGAAAUGAAUCAGUUCUAUAACAAAUCUUUCAGAUGCAUGGAUGAAAUCAAGCCAUCUGCAUUAGAGGAGGGUCAGGCUUGUACUGUUUAUUGCCAGGAACUGAAAUCCUGGUGCAGAGCUGUUGUUAAAUCCAUCAUAUCAUGCACAGACUAUUAUGUUGCCGACUGUUUCCUUGUGGACUAUGCCAAGAGUCUUCCCGUGAAAACAGAUAGGAUUUGUGUUGCCUUAGAAUCAUUUAUGAGAUUGCCUUACAGAGCAAAGAAGUUUAGGUUAUACUGUACAAAGCCGGUAACACUGCGUGUGGACUAUUGCAGUGACAGUGCAGAGAUAGUACCUGCUAACUGUUGGGAUAUUUCAGCUAUUCAGUACUUCCAAAACCUCCUGAAUGCAACAACUCAAGUGGAAGCCAAGUUAUGUGCCAUUGAAAAUGAUUUGUUUGAUGUUUACCUUUAUGUCACAAUAAAGGGUGAAAAGGUGUGUGUGAACGAUGACCUUGUUGCAAAGAACUUUGCUUAUUAUGAGAUGAACAAUAAAAUGUGUAGUACUGCGGAGGACCAAAAGAAAACAACAGCGAAUCUUGAGCCUCCUUCAAAGGAGAUUAAUCCUGCACUUGUUUUUUGGCCAAUGUUGCUACAACCCAAAGAAGCCAGUUCUUUUGAAACAUCUGCUGCUUCUAAAGACUUUAAGAAAAUGGAAUGCAAGGACUUCAGGGAAGCAGUUUCAUGGAAUGGAGUGAGUGAGUCUGAUGUAAUGGUGCCUAUUCCAACUUUGAAACAAGGUGUAACAGUUUCAGUACAGGUAGAUGGGCAAACAGAGAGUACCUUAGGUAAGACAACUACUAAAAUACAGGAAGUGGAGAAAGAUCUUUGUGAGAAAAACAGUGACUUGAAGCUUCUGCAGUUCCUAAAUCCUGAUCCUUUGAAAGUUGCUGAUGCACAAGAAGAGAUGAAGGUAUUGCAAGAAAUUAACUACUUCAUUGCACACCUCCCUGUUGUUCUGAGUAAUAAAAUUGAACCAUGCUCAUCUCUUGAAACAGCACCGUUGUUUCUAGCUCUGAAAAAGGAGCUGCUGAGGAAUCAUUUCCUAGGUCCUAGUCACGUGCAGUCUUAUUCCUGGCCAGCGAUAGCCCGUGGGUGUGAUUCCGUUAUCAUCUGUCCUGAAAAUGACCCACUUUUGUAUCUUCUACCAAUUAUUACAUUUUUGCAGUCAAGAAGUUGCUACAUAUCUUUGCCUGUUCGAAAUGGCCCAAUAGCAUUAAUUGUAUGUCCUGGACAGAAGAAAGCAGAACUAGUGUUUGAACUUCUGGAAACUUACAUCCGAUGUUCCAGGCCUCUUUACCCAAUGUUGCUCUUGUUGGGAAUGAAUAAGGAAGAAAUCAAGAGUGUAAGAAUUCCAAGAGGAUGUGAAAUCAUGGUAACAACCCCACAAAGUCUUCUGCGACUACUUGAAUGCCACAGCUUACUGUUUCUAAGGCUCUGCCAUCUUGUGUUUGAUGAAGUUGAUGUACUCUUCUCUGAGGCCAGUGAACAGAUAUUUAAUAUUUUAGAAUAUUACAAAAAAAAUCUGAAUGUUGGAGAAAAGGAAUCUGCACCUCAGCAGAUUGUUGCUGUUGGAAGCCAGUGGACCAAAAAUGCAGAAUACUUAACUAAAGAGUUCAUGAAUGAUCCAUAUAUUGUAAUCACGGCUAUGGAAGAAGGUGCUAUAUAUGGGAAAGUACAACAGGUGGUACAACUCUGCCUUGAGCAUAAUAAAAUGUCUACAUUACUUCAGACACUGGAUUUUACUCCUACUGAUACUCAGAAGACUCUGAUUUUCACCAGUUCUGUGGAAGAAACAGAGAUUGUUUACAAGGCAGUAAUGAGCAGCUCAAUAUUUUGUCUGAAAAUGAGUCCAGAAAUUGGAUUUCAUUCUGAUUAUGUUAUAGAGCAAUGGAACAAAUGUUCUGGCACAUAUAUUGUAUUGGUUGUAACUGAUGACUCCUUACCAGCCUUAGGAAUUACAGAUGCAACAGGUGUAAUUCAUUUCAGUUUCCCCUCCUCUCCAAGAAUCUUUGGGGCACGAUUGUACAGCAUGUCUGCCAAUUUUCAAAACCCAGUAGAAAAGGUCUCAUCCCUGGAAAAAGAACAAGCAAAGACAAGAUCCAUCUUACUGUUGACAGAAAAGAGUGCGUGCCAUGCUGUUGGAGUACUACGUUAUUUAAAACGCACAGGAGCCAACAUUCCACCUGAAUUAUGUGAUUUUACAUCUGGAGUGUUGGAGGCCAAAGAAGAUUGUAAAAGGGGGAGGCCUCUUUGUCACUACCUUAAAGCCUAUGGAAUUUGCAAGAAUAAAGAGCGCUGUCCAGAUCGACAUCGAGUUAGUUUACAAACAGAUUUGCCUAGAAAGCUGACUGAUGAAACACUGCCAACAGCUGGAACUGUAACAAUACUGCCUCUUUUUGUUGUGGAUGCUACGCACUACUUUGGCCGCAUAGUAGCUAAACAGGAAGAUCAGUAUACAGCUCUUGCAAAAGAGAUGAAUCAGUAUUAUAAGGAAACUAGGAAUUGUGUUUCUGUUGACACAGUGGAGAAUCUGAAAAUGUAUGCAUUACAUAAAGAAAGCUCUUUCCACAGGGUUCAAGUGUUAGAAGUGGAACGAAAAGAAGACUCUGUGUUUUGUAUUCAUAUUAAAUAUAUAGAUGAAGGUAGAACUGCUAAUGUUCAAAAUUAUCACUUGCUGAACUUACCAGAAGAGUUUCAAGAUUUGCCCCCUCAGGCUGUAGAAUUCAUUGUUUGCAGGGUUAAACCUAUUGAUAAUGAAGUGGAAUGGAAUCCAAAAGUUACUAGAUUCAUUAAUCACAAGAUUAAAGGAGAAGUCCAUGAAGCAAAAAUAGUACUUGCCCUGGGGAACACAGUUUGGGUGGAUCCAGUGGUGAGGAUCACCAAACUUCAAAAUCUGAAAACUUCUAUAAAUGAGUACAAUAUUCGCUCUGAGAUCCUGUCUACUGGAUUAGGAGUUGACAACCCUGGACACAUACAGGAACUCCAGAGUUUAUUUAAAGAUGCUGAAAUAGCCCAAGAGCCUGACUUAAUUCAUCCUCAGAAGUGCGGAACAAGGGAACAGACAACACAUGAUUCUCAGAGCAUCUUGGAUCAGGCUACUUGCAAAUCACAGACUACUGAGCAGAUCCUUCCCAGUGUACAGAAUGCACAAGAAAGUGAUGCCAUAAUGAGCGACGGUCCCUCUCACGUAAUUUCACGAGAUAAUUGUAUUGAAAUUGCUGAAAGGAAAAAAGAUGAAGCUCAACAACCUCCUCAGGAAUGGUAACAGAAUUUUAUUUAGUUGGACUUACAGAACUGCCCGGUCGCACAGCUCAGGGAGGGCAUUGUUCUUACCUUGGCCUUCCCUAUCCCUUUCCACCUAACACCAGUUUUGCAUUGCCUCUGGAAGAGAAACCCUUGUGUUUUAUCAAGUCUUAAGAGAAAAGCUAUUUAAUGUAUCUCCCUCUCCCCACACACGCAUGCACACA